UUGUAUAAUUUUUGAAUGCCUAAUUUCAUGAAUGCAGAAACAGCUUUAAUGUUGCUAGAACUGGAUGACUCGCUCCACAGCUUGGAGGACAAUAAUGGCGUAACUGCUCUUCAACUUCUAGCCCAAAUGCCAACCGCUUUUGAGAGUGGAUUUCCCAUGGGCAUAUGUGAAAGACUCAUCUACUGCUGCCUUCCUGUUAAACGUCACCGCGAGGUAAAAUCACAGGUAGAAACUUGGUUCAAGGAAAGAAAGAGAGAUCUUGAGAGCGGUCAAGGGAAGAACUCUGAAGAUCUGGGGAGCGGCUCGGAGAGGAAUCAAAGAGGCGGCAUACUCAAAUAUUUAAAGGUCCUUAAAGGUAUUGGACGCAGAUUUCAUUCCCCUUCGCAUGAACAUGAAGUACGAUGUUGGCUAGAUGGAUUCUGGAACCAGAAAAGAAAGCAUGUAUUUGCUUUGAGACUCGCCGAAAUCCUAAUAGAGAACGAUGAGUCAUUGAAAAAAGUCAGCAUAACAAAGGAAGGACUGGGUGGGAAAGAACAUAGGAAGGGCGAAAACCAGUUCUCUGAACUCAAUAGCAAAGGAAAAGAAACAGAAGAAAUCCAACGUCAUUAUACAACAGAAACUUCUGAAACGAACUCAUCAUUGCAGGAGGAGAUCCCAUUGUUUAUUGCAACCAAAAAUGGAGAACAAGAAAUUGCGUUGGUUAAUGAUGCUACGACCUCGUCAUUAACCAGGAAGGAGCAGAUCCCAUUGUUUAUUGCAACUAUGAAUGGAAUAGAAGAGAUUGUAUCGGAGAUAACAAGUCAAUAUCCCCUCGCUUUUGAGCUUCUCAAUGAGGAGGGGCAGAGCAUUUUGGAUGUGGCCGUCAAGCAUCGCCAGAAAAACAUCUUCCGUCUUGUGAAGCAUCAGAAAAUACCAUUGGCUAGACUGGAUCGAGUUGUUGAUAAGAAGGGAAACACAUUGUUGCACCAUGUUGCAGAUAUGGAGCAUUACAGAGGAGGAACCAAGCCUGGGCCUGCACUUAAACUUCAGGAGGAGUUGCAAUGGUUUGAGCAAGUGCAAAAGGUAAUUCCUUCUCAUUAUGUCACGCUUCGGAACAAAGAAGGCAAUACUGCAAAGGAGCUCUUCGAAGAGAAUCACAUGGAGCAACUGGCAAAUGCACAAAAAUGGAUCAAGGAAACGACUCAGUCUUGUUCCGCAGUAGCGGCUUUUGUUGCUACUGUUGUCUUUGCAGCUGCCUAUACUGUGCCCGGAGGUUCUGAUAAGAAUGGCACGCCCAACUUCAUCAACUCUCCCUAUUUUCUGGUUUUCACUGUCUCGGAUGUUCUUUCCUUAGCAAGCUCCUUGACUUCGCUUGUGGUAUUUCUGUCUUUGUUGACCUCUCCAUUUGAGCUACAAGAAUUUCACAUCUCUCUUCCUCGAAAACUUCUUGUUGGCUUCACCUUCCUCUUCUUUGCUGUGAUAACGACCAUGCUAUCUUUUGGGGCCACAAUCUUGAUACUCAUUCAGUCAGAGAAAAAGUUGACAACAUUACUCCUUUCCAUUGCUGCAUUCCUUCCUGUCUUAGUAUUUGCAAUAAUGCAAUUCCGUCUGUACUUCUCAUUUAUGGGCUCUACAUACAACAAUCUCAGGAUAACCGGGAAAGCUCUGCUACGGUUUCUUGUCCCUUGCCUACCACGGCAGAAAAAGCUCCGUUGAGUUGCUUAUUAUGGGAGAUUUAACUGACAUAGAGGUUAUUCCAUUUUCUUGAUGGUUUGAACCUCUAUCAUAGAUCAUUAUAUAUUGUGUUUUAUUGCAUGUAUGGUUGUGAUUCAGUUUCGUGAUAUUUAUGUGGUUGUGCUGUUUUCAAUGACGGCCUUGAAGCCAGUAUGUAUUAUAUAUAGUUUGUCACAGGUUGGUAUUUGAAUGGUAUGAUUACGGGCCUUCAAGCUUGCUUCAAUCAGUUACAUGGUAAUAAAAUUGGAUGUAAAUUAUAAAUGUUUAA
Molecule: messenger RNA, 1981 nt
Organism: Populus nigra (black poplar)
Lineage: Eukaryota; Viridiplantae; Streptophyta; Magnoliopsida; Malpighiales; Salicaceae
Product: ankyrin repeat-containing protein ITN1-like
Exons: 4
Coding region: 16-1695 (559 amino acids)
Source: RefSeq, a predicted model, not a curated record